AUCGCCGCAUUAACUGUGUAGCAAUUGUGAGAUAAAGUGCUUUUCUAUGUACUUCAAUAAAUAGAAAUUGAUAUCGCCCGGAAGGGUUUGAAUUGAGCAGAAACUUAAUUUCAAAUUGUUCAUAAUAAAGUUUUAAUCUUUUAUUAAUGCAGUGGCAUUUGUUUGUGAUUUAAAAGUGAAUAGUCAAAUAUACCUUAAAAAAUUAUAUUUAGUUUUGCUUAACUGGCUCCCAUAGUGGCAAGUUUAGAGAAACUUAUUUAACUUAAUUAAACAAAGUGUUUGGUUUAAACUCGAUGUACAUUCGCCAUGCGAUUUUAAUGUGCAAAAUAAGCAGAAAUUAUAUUAUUAAAGAGGUGCAGCUCGAAAUGGUCCUAUUUAUAACCUAAUCAUCAAAUCCUAUUUGAAUGUGGCAAAGAGAAAUAUACUUGUACUCCAAAAAUAUUAGGAAUGGCGUUACAGUUUCUCGUAAAUUAAAUGAUAAUCUUAUUAAAAAACUUAUUUCAAAAACUGCCGUUCUUUCUAAUGGGAGCAUUACAGAGUUUGGAUUUCCUUUUUUUAUACCAAUUUUUACCUGUACACGAAUGUGAAUCUUGAAAAUUAUAUUCUAACUCAAUAUGUUUGUUUUUAUUUUUUCAGCAACAAACAUAAAUAGCUGAGUAAAUAAACAAAGUGUCUAGUAUAAAAUAAAUAUGUGCAUCAUUUAAGCUUUAUGAAACAAUUUGUUUAGCGAUUUGCUAAAAAAAUGUUUAUGCUAUGCUACAUGCAUACGUAGCAUUGGUGUGCAAAAGAAAGAAAAACAAUUUUUAAAUAAGUAAAUCGAAUUCUUAACGGUUUGUAGUAUGUAUGAUAAUUCGACUGAUAGGUUUCGCGCGUGUUUUAAUACGAUUGUUACUUAUUGCAAUGAGUAUAAUAGUCUUGUUUACCUAACAGCUGGAUGUAAGUCCAAAAGCUAGUUGAUAUACUAGGCAGGUUGCGAAGUUCGUAUAGUCUUUUAUUCGUUGCCAUUAAUUACAAUUAUCGAUCUUAGAACUUUUCAUAAAAUACCUAUCUUGAUUACUUCUAUAUUCUAGUUAUAGGUGCAUGUUGUUUAGAUCGAACCACUUCAAUAUUUGUGACAGCUAACAUACAAACUGAUCGACCAAAUUCAAGUCCUUGUUUGGAAAUGUUUUUUAUUUGACAAGAUAUGUUCACGAAAUCUGGCAUAGAUUAUUUUCUAAGGCAAUGUAACAAUCUUCAAUCAAAAUCAAGAUACAGAUAUUUUUUCUUUAUUAAGUAAUCUUAGUUCGACUUAAAUGUUGUUUAUAUCAAAAAAACAAAACAAAAUUCCGUUGGAUGCAAAAUGUUGGCUGGUAACUUUAUAAGUUAUGUAGUUGCAAAAGAGAUGCACCUGAGAAGGGCAUUAUAGCUUCGGGGCAGCCGAAGUUAAAGUUUUUUCUAGUUUUUUUUCCCAGAUAAUAUUUAAGUGAGAUCUGAGGUAAGAUAAAAGUGGCAAAACACCACAACCAUUUCACCAUCAUAUAAAUUGAUUGAUAAAACGGCACUUUCUUCCAUUUUUUAUAUAAACGAUAAAACUGGUUCGGUAAAUCGGCAUUACCUUAGCUCAAUACAUUUGUAUGUACGUAGUAUUAUGUUGAUUUUUGACCUUAAUGUGUCGGUAAUGUGUAAAUUAUCUUAAUGAAAUAAAAAUGUUUUCUUAAGCAUUCUCUGAAAUUGACGAAAUAGGUCACGAACUUACGCUAUUCGUCAUAUAUCCAAAAUGACCAUUUUCCACAUUCCCUUGGCUUUACCCAAGGCUCGUAUAUCCGUUAUUAUUAUUUCCGUUUCCCUGGUUGGCCAUACAUUUAAAAUAUAAUUAAAUAAAUAGACAGCACGCAUAUGUAGAUGUGUUAGACGGAUUGUUGAAUUUUCUAGCGAGAUAAUUAAUUCUCAACUCGCUUAAUAAACAUACAUACGUACAUAUUAUAUAUGUACUCGAAUGUUUAUAAUUUGUUGUGGGUUAUAGUUAUAACUUUGGGAUCUCAAAAACAAUUCUUUCAUACUUAUAUUUGUGUAAGUAAGUCCUUAAAAAUAUACAUUUUAAAAUUUAUAAGUAGUAAGAAAUAAAAAUAAUGUUAUGUUCGUAUUCUGGCACAAGAAUAAUUGUUAAGUGGGUAGCAGGCAUUUCCCGCAGGGUUUGGUAUUGUAAUAAUGUUGUGGAGGCGUGUUUUCUGUAUGACUACUACGUAUGAGUUAUAGUUUUGGCGUUUCAGCUUCAUGUAAUUAAUUGUAAAUUUGCAUUCAAGCUAUUCACUUUAGAAACAAGGUUUACAAAUUUCUUUUUAACUGCGUGUAAAAUUUUCUACACAGAAGGAAAUCUCAUUACAUUUUAGUUAUUCGUAAUGCUGAAAAGAGUAAUGCAAUGGGUCCUGCUAUAAAAUUGAUAAAACUCUACGCGAUAUUUAUGUCAGUGGUAAUGACGGCGGUUUUUGGAUUACAUUUGGACUACACAGAAUCUACUGAAUUCAUACAUCAGCGGGCUGGUUAUGACAUUCGAUUACACUGUGGUGUUCAAGGAUUAGUGGAUGAAGAACAGCUCGCAGAUAGAAAAAUCUAUUGGUUUUUUAAGUGUCGAGAAAAAACGUUCACCGGCGAAACUUGUUAUAAGUGGAUGCAAUUACCCUGUGAAGAAAACUUUUGUCAAUCGGACUUGUUGCUGCACAAUGUCACUGAGGAGUAUUCUGGCUUAUAUAAAUGUACCGUUGUGCCGCUGAGGUACAAAUCUGGGCAUGGGCCUGAUAUUCAAUUCGUUCGUACUUAUCAACUUGAUGUCAGAAAUUCUAGUUCGGCUAUACCCAAAUUCGUAGAUCCAUACCCAUUAAAUAAGACGGCUGUUAUUAAUGACCAAGUAGUGUUUCAGUGUCGUGUGCAAAGUGAAGUGCAUCCCACCAUAAAGUGGUUUCGCCGCAUUCCAGCUUCUCUUCCCAAUGGUUUGAAAUAUAUGGGUGUCAACAGUAAUCAUCUUAAUGCGCACAUUGUCCAUUAUAACGGACAUACCUAUGAGCUGUUGCAUACAGUUGGUGAGAAAUACAUUGGAGACGAUAUGUUUCUAAGCAAAUUGAUAUUAAAUGGAGUGCGUCUGAGAGAUGAGGGUUACUAUGCAUGUGCCGCUAUCACUUUUCAUGGCUAUAAAAUACGAGAAGCAUACUUAAAAGUUAAUCGACAAGAAUAUGUAGAAGACUACAGCGCUAACGGGGAAGCUUACACCGAUCCUAGUGAAUUCUGGUUACUAUUUUUAAUGCCUCUGGGGUUAGCAAUGCCACCACUGAUAUUUUGGCUAAGCUAUUUGAUUUAUAAACGGUUCACAACCAAUACGGACAUUGAAAGAAACUCUCAAACUUAUUCCGAAAACUUCAUAGAAGAUGAUAAUUGUGUGCUGAGAGCGUAGUAGUGUGAAAAAUAUGUUCCGGGUGUUAAAACUCAUAGUUUAUAAAUAUGCUUUAUUCCAUGAAAAAUAAUUAAAACUAAGACAAAUACGCUUAUUAAUUUAACUGAAGUUUGUAUAAAAAUCAAUAUGAAUAAUAAUUAAAUUAAGCAUUCAAGCUCAUACCUGAUAUGUAGUGUAAAUAUUGUAAAUAAUUCGCGAAAUAAUUAAGUAUAAUAUAACAUUCUAUGUAUUACAGUUAAAUACACUAAGUGGUAAUAUAUAAGAAUGAAAGUAGGUUUUACUUAUCUAUAAUAAAAUAUAUAAUUUCUACUAAGCUAGUUUCUCACUUUAAUGACAUACAAAAUAAAAAUUAUACUGAAAUAACUUCUAACUUGAAUAAUACUCGAUAGUACUUCAAUAAAUCGUAUUCGAAAAUUUUUAAUAAUGUGUUCGAAAGUUAAUAUUCGACCAAAAAGUUGAUUGUGUAGAAUCCUAAACUGAAACAAACACGAAAUUACGAGGAAUAUCAACUUGAUAUAAAUUGUGUUUCAACAUCGUGUUUUUUAAAAAUCAAAAUUUGUAGCAAUCAAGUUCAAAAUUUUUUCAUCUCUGUCAAUUAUAAUUUGACUGUAUUCCAAUAUCUAUUUUAUAAAUAUAUAUGUAUUUAUAUAAACUUACAUAUAAUUAGUAUCGUUUACUUGAUGAUAUUGGAAAUCUAUUUGAAUUUCUAUUUGAUGCGCCAAUUUCAAGUGCAUAUUUUUUACUUACGCAUUUGCAUCAACAUCGCCAAUCAAUUGGAGCCAAUAGAGUCACCUGAACCGUUGGAAGCCUAGAUUUCUAAAUCAUAAAAUUGGAUGAAAUGUCAAGAAAGCGUAACUCCAAUCGUAUAUCGAUGGCGCUUUUGCAUUCGAUUGUACCAUGCACCAGCAUUGAAGACUACGAAUUUGAAUAUUAUCGGCCUGGUUGUUAUUGCAUACCGCAAGUGAUGCCAAAUAUCGCACCCUAUACAUGCGCUUAUCUCCACGAAUAUGUGCCUCAGUGGACGGCUGCCUGUAACACGGCCACCUAUGUGGUGGACGCUUACGGUAUGGUUUAUUAUCUCAGCGAUUUCGAACAUCAGUUGCAAUUUCCUAAUAGUAUGGUCCACUCGGAUAUCGUUUACCACAUACCAAACUAUUUUGAUGUAGCAACAGAGGAGGAUGAAAGCGAAACUGUGAGUCCACGUAAACGUGAAUGCCUUGAAAACGAAAAUAAUUCUGAAGACACGGAAAAGGAAUCUAGCACAGACUUUUGUCAAGGUUACGAAUUUUCUGAUGUUGAUACUGAGAGCAAUUCACUAAAAAAGUCCGAAGACUCUGAGCAUGAGUAUCUUGUGGAAGAACCAUCUGAUACAGAAACUAAAGUUUAAGAGUGAAAUGAGCGUAAAAAGUAAAUUGUACUUAUUUGUUUCAUUGUCUGUAUAUUUUGGAAACAUCUUAUUGAAUGUACUCAUUGUCGAAUAUUGCGAAACGAUUUUUAUUAAAUUGAAACUUAUCUAGAAUUGAGUUUUGUAA
Bactrocera oleae (olive fruit fly) is the source of this 4956-nucleotide messenger RNA. The record is from RefSeq and is a predicted model, not a curated record. NCBI's taxonomy places the organism in Eukaryota, Metazoa, Arthropoda, Insecta, Diptera, Tephritidae.